This is a messenger RNA of Cavia porcellus (domestic guinea pig), 7510 nucleotides long. RefSeq names its product serine palmitoyltransferase long chain base subunit 2 (gene Sptlc2). NCBI's taxonomy places the organism in Eukaryota, Metazoa, Chordata, Mammalia, Rodentia, Caviidae. Gene Ontology annotation, biological process: ceramide biosynthetic process; sphingosine biosynthetic process. Bases 147 to 1832 code for a protein of 561 amino acids. The record is from RefSeq and is a predicted model, not a curated record. Gene Ontology annotation, cellular component: serine palmitoyltransferase complex. Gene Ontology annotation, molecular function: serine C-palmitoyltransferase activity; pyridoxal phosphate binding. The transcript has 13 exons.
GCCAGGCCCCGCCCGGGGUCUCCCUCAGCCUCCGGACUUUGGGCGAGCCGCGUCCUCUGAGGGUGGGCCCCGCCCCCUUGUGACUGCCAGUCCAGGAAUCGGCGGCGCUGAAACCAUUUCCGGUUUCGGGGAGUGCUGCUGAGACGAUGCGGCCGGGGCCCGCAGGCUGCUGCUGCCGACGCCCGGUGCGGGCAAACGGCUGCGUGGCGAAUGGGGAAUUGCGGAACGGGUACGUGAGGAGCGGCGCCGAUGUCGCCGCCGCCGCCGCCGGCCAGAUCCAUCAUGUUACAGAAAAUGGGGGACUUUAUAAAAGACCAUUUAAUGAAGCUUUUGAAGAAACACCCAUGCUGGUUGCUGUGCUCACAUAUGUGGGGUACGGUGUCCUCACCCUCUUUGGAUAUCUUCGAGAUUUCUUGAGGCACUGGAGAAUUGAAAAAUGUCACCAUGCAACAGAAAGAGAAGAACAAAAGGACUUUGUGUCAUUGUAUCAGGAUUUUGAAAACUUCUAUACAAGGAACCUUUACAUGAGAGUAAGGGACAACUGGAAUCGGCCGAUCUGUAGUGUACCUGGAGCCAGAGUGGACAUCCUGGAGAGACAAUCUCAUGAUUAUAACUGGUCAUUCAAGUACACAGGGAAUAUAAUUAAAGGUGUUAUAAACAUGGGUUCCUACAAUUAUCUUGGAUUUGCACGGAACACUGGCUCAUGUCAAGAGGCAGCUGCCAAAGUUCUAGAGAAGUAUGGAGUUGGAGUUUGCAGCACUCGGCAGGAAAUUGGCAACCUGGACAAGCAUGAAGAACUAGAGAAGCUUGUAGCAAGGUUCUUGGGAGUAGAAGCUGCUAUGGCAUAUGGCAUGGGAUUUGCAACAAAUUCAAUGAACAUUCCUGCUCUUGUCGGCAAAGGUUGCCUUAUUCUGAGUGAUGAGCUGAACCACGCAUCACUGGUUCUAGGAGCCAGACUGUCAGGAGCUACUAUUCGAAUCUUCAAACACAACAAUAUGCAAAGCUUAGAGAAACUGUUGAAAGAUGCCAUUGUUUAUGGUCAGCCUCGGACACGAAGGCCCUGGAAGAAAAUUCUAAUCCUCGUGGAAGGAAUAUAUAGUAUGGAGGGGUCUAUUGUUCGCCUUCCUGAAGUGAUUGCCCUCAAGAAGAAAUACAAGGCGUACCUGUAUCUGGAUGAGGCUCACAGCAUCGGGGCCCUUGGCCCUACAGGUCGAGGUGUGGUAGAGUACUUUGGCCUGGAUCCUGAGGAUGUAGAUGUUAUGAUGGGAACGUUCACAAAGAGCUUUGGUGCUGCUGGAGGAUACAUUGGAGGCAAAAAGGAGCUGAUAGACUAUCUGCGCACACACUCUCACAGUGCAGUGUAUGCCACAUCCCUGUCGCCGCCUGUGGUGGAGCAGGUUAUCACCUCUAUGACAUGCAUCAUGGGGGAGGAUGGCACCAGCCUUGGCAAAGAAUGUGUGCAGCAGUUAGCUGAAAAUACGAGGUAUUUCAGGAGACGCCUGAAGGAAAUGGGCUUCAUUAUUUAUGGAAAUGAAGAUUCGCCGGUGGUGCCUUUGAUGGUCUACAUGCCAGCCAAAAUUGGGGCCUUUGGGCGAGAGAUGCUGAGGCGGAACAUUGGUGUAGUUGUGGUAGGAUUUCCUGCUACCCCGAUUAUUGAGUCUAGAGCCAGGUUUUGCUUGUCAGCAGCUCAUACCAAAGAAAUACUUGACACGGCGCUAAAGGAAAUAGAUGAAGUUGGAGACUUACUGCACCUGAAGUACUCCCGUCAUCGAUUGGUGCCUCUGUUGGACAGGCCUUUCGACGAGACAACUUACGAAGAAACAGAAGACUGAGCCUUUCUGGUGCUCCCUUGGAGGAAGUCCCCCUCCUCCAGGACAGUGUGUGGCCUCUCUGAGCCAGUUCCAAGAACCACACUUCAGUGACCAUCUCUCAUCAAAGGCAUUUCCUCAACUACUGAAGGUGGCCACGUGUACUCUAAAUGACAUUUUGUAAAUAGUCAAAAACUGCUUCACAUCCUUCAUUUGCUACAUCUUAGCUUUUAAAAAAAGAAGUGACUCACUUUGCCUGUAAAAGGCAUUUUAUUUUAUACCUGUCCUACUUGUGAAAUCCCACUGACCCUACCUUACCUGGCUAACCCCAUAGAUAGGCAUUGCCAUCUCUGGCCACGGAGGGCUUGGCUCCGUCAGGAGGUCCUGCUGCCCCUUGGCUGUCCAGCCUUGAGACUCACCGACCUCCUUCCUGGGGAGCACGUGCCUUCCACUCACCUCCAGCCAGGUCUCAGAGGUCACCCACCCAGCAGCCCUUAGUUAACCAAUCAUGUAAUUAACUAACGUGUUCUCUCUAGUCUUCAGUUUGGCCUUUUAAGAAAAAACAGUUAACAGUACUAUGCGGGUCAUGUGUAACUCCUCCUGGCCAGGGGUCUCUCAGACUUCGGUCUUACUCCAUAUUUUUGUUCUGGUCACCAGAUGAUUUCUUCCUUUCCUAUCAAAUAUGUCUUCCUGUGGUCACAAUCUGAGGGCACGUCCAGAUUUCAGGUUCUUCCCAAGCUGUAUUCCUAGUGCUUCUGACCUCAUAGUUGAAACACUCAGCAUUUCAGAAGCACCUGCAUCCCACCAGGGUCAGACAUCAAUGGUGAAAACAAUUCGUUUUUCCUGUUUUGUGUAUAAAGCUGCUCUAUAAGUGAUGGGCAUUCCUGGUGGGAUGAGAGAGGCGGGGGCAGUGUGGAAAGAACUGAUGAUUUGCAGAAUGUCUGAUCAUGUUUGUUUCUACUUUUCAAAAAUUAGAAAAGCUUCUGGCUGGAUUUGGGUGCAGACUGAAAUUCAGACUGAUGAAAGAAAGUAUUGGUUAGUCCUCUGCUCAGAAAUGAUUUAUCAUGUUCCUAUUUCAGGAUUAAAUUGAUUUAGUCCUUUGAGAAGUUGGUGCACGGACCCCUUUCUGAAUACCAAACCUUCUUUUCCUGAUACCCUAACACAAUCUUGACCUGGUACAGGGGCUGAAGUCUCCCUGUGCUUCCAUUAUGUGAUUUUUUCCCUGAGAAAUUCUGAUUACAUUUCUUUUUCCUCAAGUAGAAUAUAUUCUAUUUUGACUCUGUUUUAAUACUGUAACCAGGUAAGGAGAUUUUUUUCAGAGAGCUUUAUACUGCUUGACCAAAGAACACACUGAAAAUCACCACUUUGAAGUUGUUACUUUUUCUUUUGACCAAAGCUUAAGUAAAGAGAACUUUUGGCCUUAUUGUACCCAAGAUUAGCUUGUGUUUAAUUGGCCAUCAAGUAUUACAGGGAAGGAUUGGGAACAGAAUGAAAAAAACAAUGUAUAAAAAUACUUUUUCGGGCUGGGGAUUUAGCUCAGUGGCAUAAGCACCUGCUUUGCAAGCAGGCGGUCGUGAGUUCGAUCCCUGGUACCGAUAAAAAGUUUAAAAAAAAAAAAAAGUAAAAAAAAAACUUUUUCACUUUUCUGUUUUUGAAAAUGCACCUUUUUAUUAGUAAAAGAUUCCCAGUCCACAUUCUCCUAGGCAUCCUGUCAUCAGCUAUGAAAUAUUUGUGCAAAUACAUGUUGUGGAGGAUGUAGGCAAUAUUGUUUGUGAAAUUUUGUUUCCAUGUCCUGCAGAUAAAAGUUGUCUUUGGUCACUCUCAGCAUCUGAGAGUUUUAAGUCCUUGAGAUGUUCCAAGGUUUUAUAUCACUUUUUUAAAGAGCAUAAAAGGGUGAGUAAAAGAACCAAGGAAAGAUACAGGGAUCAUAUUUAGCAUGUACAUGUUAAAGUAAAUAGGUUGUGGUAAUUAAGUAACUAGUCCUGUACAGUAAAAUCCAUUGCUGACACUCCCAUGUGUCUACCCCCCACUGUAGAAUCCCACUGGAGUACCAGGUAGCUUUUGCAGUACAGUUACUCUUUAGCAGUGUAGAUACAGGCUUGCAAAAGUCACAGAUUUUAAGCAGUGAACUUACCUGCUACUUUUUUUAACUUGCAUGAAGUCACUCCAAAUUAAAAUGUCACUUAGUGUGGAGAUACAGAUCUAUAUAUAUCUAUAGAUAACUAUAGAUAUAUAUCUAGAGAGAGAGAGGAGAAAUAAUUUCAUUGUGCAAAGUUAUUUCAGGAUCAGUGCAAUUAAGUUACAAGUUUAUUUUGAAGGGACAAAACUCCUGUGACCAUCCAGGACCUCUGAACACUACAGAGGAGAAAACAUUAGAUACACAGUAUGAUUGUCUCUUCUUGAAACUGUAAUAUAAAUCUGAGUCCAGUCAUAUCACAGGCAUCAUUAAGUUCUGAGGGAAAUACAACCACACGAAUAAAUCAUUGAGAAUGAGUAGAAAUCUGAGAUAUAAAAACACUAUUUAGAUUCUAGAAUCUGAUGGGAUUUAAACAUGUGUCAGUUAAUCAUUAUUGCCAAAAUUGAUAAUCGGAGUGAAUCAGUACAGGUGUGACUAAUUCUCAUCACUUUUUCCUCACUUUUUAAAUUCAGCAUUGCUUUUAUUAAUAAGGCCUUUUCCUGCAGAUCACAUCAAUAAAUGCAUAGCUAGGAGACAUCGAAGCCCCAUAACAAAGAAUGGAUCAAAUGGCUGUUGCAUUUCUCCUUCAGUCUUUGAAACUUUAAUUUAGCAGUACAGAGAUUUGGGGGUACUUUAAAACUUUUUUUCUUUGCUUUAGUUUGUUUGUGUUUGGUGCUGGGAAUUGAACUCAGGACCUUUUGUUUGCCAGACACUGUGCCAUUGAGUUAUACUUCCGGCCCUGAUUUUUUUUAAAAUUCCCUUCAUAAAAAGAUUGUAGUCUCCAGAACCCUCAGUGCUGCUUGUUUGAGGAGUCCUGCCUGCUAUCGCUUUAAUCACUUUAAUCACUGUCUGAAAUGCUCAUGGGAGGGGAGGGCCUUAGAUGGUCAGAAGAGGUCUCGUCUUACGUAAUCAGAAGUGAACAGGAGCAUCCCACACCCAUGCUGAGGGCUCUGGUUUUGCCCCAUGGCUCUUGCAGUUGCCAAGGAACUUUUCCCCAUGAUUUUUCUCUAGAAUCCAUCUCUUCUUUGGUUGCCCUUCUUUCUUUUAUCUUCUAGUUACUGAGUUUCAAAGUUCAGCUCCAGAGAAAACUGAUGUAUGGUCAUGCUGGCCUUAAGGAUCAGUAGUUAGGUGUCCUGGUCUCUGUCCAUUCAGCCUUACAUUUCAGGAGAAGACAGGGAACAGUAUUUCUUCCCUACCUAAUUGAGGAGCCUGUAUCUAAGCUUCUCACAACUGAUACAGUUUAGCUAAUUUCUAGUCAGUGAUGCACUUUGCUUCCCACCUGUUAGUGAAAACCAGGAGGCACAGACAGUGGCUCAGUUGGAAACGUUUCCUGACUUCUUGGGGAACGGAUUAAAAUGCUGGGCUCUGCCACUACCUUCCUGUUUUUUUCUUCCAAAUCUGUGAAGAUGUCUGGUCCCCACUGUUACUGAGUUGAGGUGUUAAUGUAGAACUGCUGGUCACGCCACGGCAGUGGAGAAAGAGAAUCUGGGAAAUUUUUCUGUGUAUGCAUUUGUGACAGUGUGGCAGAAGCACCUAGGAAAGACUAAAUGCAAUUGUUGUGUAAAGAAUUACUAUGUCGGACAUAGUGGUGCACACCUAUAAUCUCAGCACUCGGGAGACUGAGGCAGGAGGGUUGGUGCAAAUACAAAGCAAAUACAUCCUGGAUGACAAAGUGAGUUCAAGGACAUCUUGAACUGCAAAGUGAAACCCUGUCUCAAAAAGACGUUUAUAAAAAAUGAUUGCACCUGAUUCCCAGGGUGCCUUUCCUCUCUGGAUGUUUUCUAGGUUAGCCGCAACUGGCUUAAUCUGAAUUUGCUCCCACUUGGUUAGAAAAAGAGGGCGAACAGUGGCUUUCCUUUUCUAACUGCCUCCACUCAUGAAGAUGAGAAUCGUGUCGUGUUUUACACAGGUAAAAGCCCAGAGCGGCUGGAGGUGAGAAGCAGAAAAAUCAAAGAUUUUUUCUUGCUGCUUAGCCUAGAAUCUAUAAAAUUUUUCUCAAGCCCUAGAAUCUAUAGGUGUAUGAUUUCCUGCUUACCGUGGAAGCCCCCGGUGCCCAGCAGGCAUUUUAAUCCAUUCAGGCGGUGAAUCAGAAUACCUUCCACUUGGAGAAAGCAUUCCUCUUCCUUUUCUCUGCUUCACCUGCAUGAAAUGCAUGCUCGGGCUCCAAGCCAGUUGCCACAGGUCCAGCCAGGUGGCCCAAGUAGAGGGCUAGUGUCCUCCUUUACCACAGAGAAGAAACCAAGACUAGCCAGUGACCCCUGGCUUUACUUGUGUACAAAACGCUGUUGUUCCUUUUGUGAUUUCCAGUGACUUGUUCUCCAAGCACCUGUUAGCUGUAGAUUUUAGUUUUCUGGGAAAGAAGUGAAAGGGGCUCACUUACGCCCCUCAUGGAAAUGCUUCAUCUACUCUGAUGCAUCUGGGUAUUGCACAUUCAUAGUCCACCCUUGCAAGUGGCUUAGGGGGAGCCGUGGACAAGGUCUUGUUUACUGUACAGUACACAUGACAAAUGGCCUUAUGCUGUCAUUCUUUCUGGUAUGAUGAGUUGUCAUAAACUGACCCUAAGGAAUACAGUGGUUCUUACGCUGCAGUUACUGUGUCCUGCAUGAAGCAAAACCCAAAGCUCUGUUCUUCCAGAGCAGUGCUGGGAGGUUGGGAGGCUGGUAUGCUUUCUGUCUGUUUUAUUGCCAUCUGUAUGAAGAGGUGAAUCUCCAUGCACGAGGAGACUUGAGCCAACUCUAAGUCUGCUUUUGCCAACACAGUUCCCAGGCUUUUUGUGCAGAGCUUGGUUGCUUGGCCUCAGCUGGUGAUGGGGAGCCCUGUAGAGUUCUCAGUGAUAACAGGCUUGCCACCACUGGUCUAGGCCUUCCGAGAAGGUGGGAGAAUACCACUGGCUGGGGUGGGAUGACAUAACGGCCCAUCUUCACCCUUCACACCCAUACCUCAGGACUGUGUGGCCAGUAGCUGGAAUGACAAAAAGCUUCCUUGCUGGGGCUUCACAGAACACUGGAGACCCAGCCUGCAUCCUCACAGUCUUGAUGAUCCCUCUCUGUAUAAAGGCAGCUAACAGUAAGAGAAGGGGGAAAGAGCUGCCAGAGAGCAGAGCUUCUGGGAAAGCUGAGGUCUUGUCCUGUUCUGUUGGUCCAUGUUUUUCCACUGACCGAGUUAACCUGUAAACGACUUUGCAAGGUGUGCUGUGAUGUUAGCCCCUUCCAUUGCUGUAAUGUUACUGUAAUCUGGGAAAGAGAGUAAAGGGGAAAUGUAAAUAAAAUUUUUUUUAAAUUUUGAUAAUGUGUUAAAAUGUCACUGUGCAUUACCCUGCCUUCUUGCCAGAUGAUGUUUUGUUUGGUUUGGUUUUUGGUUUUUGGUUUUUUUAAUUGGAUGACUGAGAAGCUGCUGUGGAUUGGGGAUCAGUGUAUCAGUUUUGAGAAUAUGUUAUUAAACAACUAAAGGAGAACCGCUUAAGAUGAUCUGAGAAUCAUCUCAUGCAAAUAUAUUGAUUUUCCCUAAUAAAGCAUUCACAAAGAUA